Messenger RNA from Culex pipiens pallens (northern house mosquito), 1616 nucleotides. RefSeq lists its product as uncharacterized. The record is from RefSeq and is a predicted model, not a curated record. Bases 139 to 1584 code for a protein of 481 amino acids. The transcript is spliced from 4 exons. Lineage: Eukaryota; Metazoa; Arthropoda; Insecta; Diptera; Culicidae.
UAACCGUGUACACUUUCCGUACACAAAAACCUAAGCUCGAUGGAUCCGGUGGACGCAAUUCCGUGUACAGGUUGUCCAGUUUAAUCCAGUUUCUUGAAUUCUGUACAGGUCGGUUCAUUUGAUUAACGGUUUAGGAGGAUGUCGUUCGACUUAGACCAGGAUCUCAACAAGGGAGCAGUGGAGAUAGAUUUUGAAGAUUUUCCGAUUGAUAUCGGUUGCGUUAAAGUGGAAGAUUUCGAUCCGGAAAGCGCCGCGAUUGAGCAGGAGGUGAACCGAUGUCAUGUCGGCGAAUCACCAAAUGGUCCGAUAAAACUUGAAAUGACAGAUGGUGAUGGAAGUACCGCGGAAGUGAAUCAACCGGAAUCCGAGCAGCCAGACAUCGCGGUAGUCGUUCCCCGUGAUGACGAUUCCAUCGACGAAGAAUUACCCGAUGACGACGAACAUACCGAUUCCGGUUCCAACAUCCUAGUGGAAGUCGCAUCUGGUGACAGAAUUAGCAACAAACUCAGACAAGAGUACAAAACUAGAGGUCUCAGUUACACGACCACAACUGGAAGAAUAUGUCCGGCCCGCGCGGUCAGGCCAAACUGUGGUGCUGAUUGCAAAUUUCAAUGCUUUAGCCGAGUGCCCGAUGAGGUGCGGCCGCAGCUACUGGAGAAUCUGCUACAAUUAUCUCAAAAUGAUCAGCGUAAAUUUCUCAGCGAUCACAUCUGUAGCAUGCCAGGCGCACGACCGCGUUCAUUUUCUGGACGAUUUCACAAUUUUUACUUCCUGCCCGUUGAAUCUCGGCUGGUCAAAGUUUGCAGAACGAUGUUCAUGAACACGUACGAUCUGCAUUCGCGAACAUUGCGCAACAUCAUCACCAAAAAGGUCGGUGACAAGCACGCGGUCUGUGGAAAUCCAAACUAUCCGACGCUGCUGAAGAAGGGCACCACGUUUUAUUUCGAUUACAACGAGGGCUAUGGCGAAGCGGUGUCUGUACCGCAGGAAGACUGCGAAGAAGGGUGCAAAUGCGACCUUCAGUGCGAGACCAAAUUUCCGGCCAAGGUGAUUGAGCGGAUGCGGAAAAGCUUUCGAAAAAUGUCCAAGGAACAGCAACGCAAAUUCCUGUCCAAGUAUAUCCAGGUUUUGGUCGACAAGAGAAACAACCGAGAUAAGAACCCACUGUACAGGGCCCACUUCACGCUUCCCCUCGGCUCAACCGUCGCGAAGGUAUGUCGAAAAAUGUUCCUGCACACGUUUCAGCUUAAAUCGAGCCAAGUACGGAUUCUGCUGAACGAACAUACCAAGAAUCCGGAUCUGCUGGACGAAGUCGUGGAUCCGUUCGUGUUUGCCAAGGCACACAUCGCGGCGCAUCGGAUGGACGAGGACCAUCAUUGUGCGGUGAGCGGAGCUUUGGUGAAGCUUUCACACUGUCCCAAUGUGGCACGGAUGUACAGUCAAUAUCUGGAGGGGUGCCAGGUGGGAGUGGAGCCGGUCGAUUUUCGGCAGUAUUAUGCCGAGUUUUGUAUAGCCUUUGCACAAACGGGACUGCUGCUGCCGACAAAGUGUCCCGAGUGUGGGUUCUUUGAACGGGGUGGUUGAGCUAUGGAGUGAAAUAAAUAAGAUCACGUUGA